Molecule: messenger RNA, 807 nt
Organism: Musca vetustissima
Lineage: Eukaryota; Metazoa; Arthropoda; Insecta; Diptera; Muscidae
Product: microfibril-associated glycoprotein 4-like
Exons: 6
Coding region: 1-807 (268 amino acids)
Source: RefSeq, a predicted model, not a curated record
AUGAAAAUUAUUUACCUCGUAAUAGGGAUUCUAUAUUUUGUGGGACAUGGUUUAUGUCGAAAACAAUCAGGGAAUGAGGAUUCGGAUCCCUUGGAAUUGAUUCAGGACAAGUUAGAACGCCUUUUGAAGAAAACAAAAGGUGUGCGGGAUAAUCUAGACAUUUUGGAAAUGAAAAUUGAUGAACUUGAGAAAAGAUCAAAUGCCCAGCUAGCCCAAAUGGCUGAACUGCAGUAUGCCAAUUGGACCACCAUACAAAGACGUCAGGAUGGUACGGAAGAUUUCUAUCGAAACUGGACUGAAUAUCGUAUGGGAUUCGGCACUUCCGAAAGGGGUGAAUUCUUUAUGGGGCUUGAAAAAUUACACCAACUAACCUCGGAGAAGCCUCAUGAGCUGCUGAUAAUACUCAAAGAUUGGGAAAAUGAUACCCGUUAUGCCCAUUACAAAAAUUUUCGAAUUUCGGAAGAGGAGGGGAAAUAUGCCAUCAUCGAAUUGGGUGAUUAUAGUGGCACGGCAGGUGAUGGUAUGGACUAUUAUAUGGGUCAGAAAUUCUCCACCUUUGAUAGCGAUAAUGAUGAAGAUGCUGAGACCAAUUGUGCUGAACUUUAUAAAAGUGCCUGGUGGUUUAAAACGUGUGCUUUAAGCGAUUUAAAUGGUCCCUAUAAAGAUGAAGACCAUGAUACUGAGGAUGGUGUUACCUGGAAAGAAUGGAAGGCAUAUACCCCCGUCUCCAAAGGCUGCACCUCACGAUUAACUACCUCACCAUUUGGCAUGGUACACAGGAAAUUCAUACGGCAACAAUCCGGAUAG